Messenger RNA from Hermetia illucens (black soldier fly), 2290 nucleotides. Its product is annotated as hydroxymethylglutaryl-CoA synthase 1. The transcript has 2 exons. The record is from RefSeq and is a predicted model, not a curated record. Gene Ontology annotation, molecular function: hydroxymethylglutaryl-CoA synthase activity. The coding region runs from base 647 to 2035 and encodes 462 amino acids. Gene Ontology annotation, biological process: acetyl-CoA metabolic process. Lineage: Eukaryota; Metazoa; Arthropoda; Insecta; Diptera; Stratiomyidae.
GCCUGCUGUAGGAGCGUCGGACGACAAACUGUGCGAGUUUCUCCUCGAUUUCAGGUGAGACGAUCACACAUUGCUUGCGGCCCGAGAAUCCACACACGCUAAUUGCCGUCUCGUCGCUCGCGCAGAGUUUCCACUCGGCUGUUUUUAUGAUUUUCAUUCAUUAGUGGCGACGACGCGCGCUCUUUUCGUGUGUUUUCAGUUAACAUUGUAGAUGCCGAGCGCGAUUCCAAUCAGUUCCUCAGCAGCUUUCCUAUCGAUCGAGUCGCGCCGAGAAAGUCGCUGAUAGAAACCUUUGUCCGACCAGCGAGGUUGAAUGCAAAUCUCGAGAUCGCUACCGGGUAAGACUCGUGUCGUUACUCAAUCGUUCUAAAGUUCAAUUAAUCGCGCACAAAGUAUCAAUCUGUCGGCGUUGUCCUUAUCAGAAAUCACCGAAUACUUUGUUGCUGGCCAGCGCGAGGCUUGACCUGCAGUUUGUUUGCCCAGAAAAAGAAAGUUCGCUACAAACAAGUGAAAGUUUGGUCGCUUGGAGUGGAUCAGUGGUGGCCGAAGCAACAGGGCGAAAGUGACUGAGUAGUAAUUGCGCGCCCGUUCACGCAACGAGUCCGUGCCCGCCCUAGAUUAGACGACAGUCCACAAAGAAGCCCCUAUGAAAGUCAUGUGGCCGGAGAAUGUGGGAAUCUUGGCGAUUGAGAUUCUGUUCCCGUCGCAGUACGUCGACCAGACAGAGUUGGAGAAGUUCGAUGGAGCCUCCGAGGGAAAAUACACAAUUGGCCUGGGUCAAAGUCGAAUGGGUUUCUGCUCGGACCGCGAAGAUAUCAACUCGCUGUGCCUGACCGUCGUGUCUCGACUUCUUGAUCGCCACCAAGUCAAACAUUCGCAAAUUGGCCGUUUGGAAGUUGGCACGGAAACGAUAAUCGACAAGUCGAAGAGCGUGAAAAGCGUUCUUAUGCAAUUAUUCGAGCCGCAUGGCGUGACGGACCUGGAAGGCAUCGACACCACGAACGCUUGCUACGGUGGAACCGCAGCCGUUUUCAACUCCAUCAAUUGGAUAGAGUCGUCGAGCUGGGACGGCAGACUGGCUCUGGCCGUUUGUGCAGACAUUGCCGUCUAUGCCAAAGGGAAUGCCCGACCGACUGGCGGUGCAGGCGCUGUCGCCAUGCUCAUCGGGCCCAAUGCACCUCUUGUUUUCGACCGAGGUCUCCGCGCAACAUACAUGAAACACGCUUAUGAUUUCUACAAGCCCGACUUGAGCUCUGAGUACCCAACCGUCGAUGGGAAACUGUCAAUUCAAUGCUACCUAAGUGCCCUCGAUCAUUGCUAUCAGCUCUACCGGAAAAAGUAUGAGAAGAAGUUCCCAGAUUCCUCAAAGGUCGGGCUCGACACGCUCGACGCAAUUGUCUUCCAUAGCCCGUUCUGUAAAUUAGUACAAAAGUCAGUGGCAAGACUUGUCUUCAACGACUUUUUGCUGUCUAGCGAGGAGAAGCGCUCGGUACGCUAUCCGGGCCUUGAGAAGUUCAGCAAUCUUAAGCUGGAAGACACCUACUUCGAUCGCGAAGUGGAAAAAGCUUUCAUGACAGGAUUCAACAAUGUAUUCCAGGCAAAGACUAAACCCUCUCUAUUCCUCGCAAAUCAAGUCGGCAACAUGUACACACCCUCGGUCUACUCGGGACUCGUCUCGCUGCUCAUCAACUCGAACAUAUCAGACUUAUUAGGCAAACGCGUAGCUCUCUUCUCCUACGGAUCAGGAUUGGCGUCGACUAUGUACUCAAUUUCAAUUACAAAUGACCCCAACACUCUCGAGCGCUUCACCUCAAAGCUAACAUACGUAAAAGAUUUGCUUGAAUGCCGACAGAAGGUUCCUCCCGAGGAGUUCUCGAACCUGAUGGAGGUUCGCGAGAAGAACAACCACGCAGCUCCCUACGAACCGACCGGCAGCGUAGAUGUCCUCUUCCCCGGGACGUUUUAUCUUAAAUCAAUCGACGCUCUACACCGGCGGACCUACGAACAGGUGCCCGUGCCUAACGGCUUAUCAUAAUUUUAAUGGAGCUUUAACUGUUAUUUAUAAAAAAAACGUAUAUUUUCUAAUGUUGUUUUCGGUGACAAUAACUGGUAAUAAAUUUAUUUAUUUUCGGAAUAGUUGGUAUUAUAGGAAAGUAAAAGAAUUACUUGCGUGGAGGUGCGGAGGAUUUAGGGUACAUUACAAGACUACACGGUGCAAUCUUUAGCAAGGCUUUUUUGUAUUAUGAUUACGUGUAUAGAAGCGAAAUAAAUUAUUUACAUCAAAACUGAA